AUGUCAGAAUUUGAGGAUUUCAGUGGGUUUCCGAGAGUCAUUGGGGCAAUUGAUGGAACUCACAUAUCCAUUACACCGCCAGGUGAAAAUGAGGCCGAUUAUGUGAAUCGAAAAAGUUUUCAUUCAAUUAUCCUAAAAGCUGUUUGUCGACACGACCGACUAUUUAUAGAUAUUAACUGUGGAUGGCCUGGGCGUGUCAAUGAUGCCAGGGUCUUCAGGAACUCUGAAGUUUGUCAACACCAGGCACAGCUAUGUGGACCACAUCAUCUUGUAGGAGAUGGAGCAUACCCACUCUCAUCAUACUUGAUGAAACCAUACCGGGAAAGUCAGAAUAUGACAGCAGCUGAAAAGAUUUUCAACAAAACACUUUGCAGAGCCAGGGCCAUCAUUGAACAUGCUUUUGGUGUAUUAAAAGGAAGAUUUAGGCGCCUGCAACACAUUAACAUGGUUGAUAUAGAAUACAUUAUGAAAACUGUUGUUGCCGCAUGUGUGUUGCAUAAUAUUUGUAUCAUCAAUCAUGAUGAGCUUGGUGAAAACUUUGAAACAGAGGUAGAUGAACAAGUUUUUGCUGAAGUUACUACAGACACUGCUGAAGGUAACUUGAAACGGCUGUUCCUAACCAGACAACUUUCAAAUGCCCAGCCAUGA
Molecule: messenger RNA, 648 nt
Organism: Saccostrea cuccullata (small rock oyster)
Lineage: Eukaryota; Metazoa; Mollusca; Bivalvia; Ostreida; Ostreidae
Product: putative nuclease HARBI1
Exons: 1
Coding region: 1-648 (215 amino acids)
Source: RefSeq, a predicted model, not a curated record